Daucus carota subsp. sativus is the source of this 633-nucleotide messenger RNA. RefSeq lists its product as uncharacterized. The coding region runs from base 102 to 398 and encodes 98 amino acids. The transcript is spliced from 3 exons. The record is from RefSeq and is a predicted model, not a curated record. Lineage: Eukaryota; Viridiplantae; Streptophyta; Magnoliopsida; Apiales; Apiaceae.
GCUAGGAUGAAUUGUAAGAGUAGGGUAAUCAAGAAAGAGGAUAAGUAAAGAAAGCUCCAAUUUUCACAACAAUUUCAAUUUGCAGAGAGAGAGAGAAGGGGAUGGAGAAGUAUUUUGGUAAUGCUUACAGAGGUGACCCGGGAGUUCCACAUGCCGACCCGGAAAGGUUCAUGAAUAUAUGGAUUGGUUCAGCUGCUUUCAAUGUCUGCACCUUUUUUAAUCCUUAUAUGUGGCAGCUCUCUAAUCAAUUCAAUUGGCAUGACAAAGCAAUGCAAUUUGAACAUUAUCACUGGAAGAAAGCAUUGGAGAAGAAGCAGCCAUAUCAAUUUAAGUGGAACCAGCAUAGCAAAGAAUUCCGGGACUCGUACUACUACAACUGGCCUGUAUAUUUUCCUUAGGAUGCUUAUUUGGAUUCGCUAUUUGCAUCAUUUCCUAUGAGAUUUCCAAACGUAAUAGCUUUAAGCCAGCCUAUUCCUUUUUAAUUUAUGUUUAUUAGCUAAACAAAGCUACAAAGCUAAACGAUACAUUCAGCUUCAAGUUCGUUAAUAUGCAUCCUGCUUGACACUUCUUCAAAUAUAUUGAGCUUUCAAUUGGGCAGACAAUUCGAAAAUAAAUGCUCUUUGGUUUGCUGCA